Messenger RNA from Aspergillus homomorphus CBS 101889, 1067 nucleotides. RefSeq names its product H(+)-transporting V1 sector ATPase subunit D. The record is from RefSeq and is a predicted model, not a curated record. Gene Ontology annotation, biological process: vacuolar acidification. NCBI's taxonomy places the organism in Eukaryota, Fungi, Ascomycota, Eurotiomycetes, Eurotiales, Aspergillaceae. Gene Ontology annotation, molecular function: proton-transporting ATPase activity, rotational mechanism. Bases 122 to 961 code for a protein of 279 amino acids. The transcript has 8 exons. Gene Ontology annotation, cellular component: fungal-type vacuole membrane; vacuolar proton-transporting V-type ATPase complex.
CGUCAUUAUCGCUCCAGCUGGCUGCUUUCUCCAUUCCUCUCGCGCUACUACUAUCCGCGGUAUUCUCUCUCGACUUGGGAGGUAGUGGGUAACUUCCAGUUGCUAUCUGAGUCUCGCAGUCAUGUCGGGUGCGGUGGGCCGUGAGGCAGUCUUCCCGACUCGCCAGUCCCUCGGGUUAAUGAAGGGUAAAUUGAAGGGCGCCGAAACGGGCCACAGUCUGUUGAAGCGCAAAUCCGAAGCCCUUACCAAGCGUUUCCGCGAAAUCACCCGUCGCAUCGAUGAAGCCAAGCAAAAAAUGGGCCGCGUCAUGCAGAUCGCCGCCUUCUCGCUGGCGGAGGUGAGCUACGCCGUUGGCGGGGACAUCGGCUACCAGGUGCAGGAGUCGGCGAAGCAGGCGCGGUUCCGCGUGCGGGCCAAGCAGGAGAACGUCUCGGGUGUGCUGCUGCCGCACUUUGAGAGCUACACCGAGGACUCGAUCAAUGAUUUCGGGCUGACGGGGUUGGGAAAGGGUGGGCAGCAGGUGCAGCGCUGUCGGGAGACGUAUGCGCGGGCUGUCGAGACGUUGGUUGAGUUGGCUAGUCUACAGACGGCUUUUGUGAUUCUGGAUGAGGUGAUUAAAGUUGUUAAUCGCAGAGUGAACGCUAUUGAGCAUGUUAUCAUCCCCCGAACGGAAAACACGAUCAAAUAUAUCAACUCCGAGUUGGAUGAGCUCGACCGAGAGGAGUUCUACCGUCUCAAGAAGGUCUCCGGCAAGAAGCAGCGCGACACCGCCGCCGCCGACGCCGAGAUUCUGGCUGCGCGCCAGAAGGCCAAGGCCGAGGCAGAGGCCGCCGCUGCCGCGGAGCAAGAGGACGGUGCGCCUGCCAAGGAGGAAGACGAGAAAGAAGAAGAAGAAGAAGAAGAAACACCCGAGGCACCGGACGUGCUCGGAGAGCAGGAAGAUGCCGACGUGAUUUUCUAAUCUAGCGCAGCGAUGCCCCUUUGCCCUUGUCAUGUAACUAGUACACUUCUAGCAUGUAGCUGAUAUUCGUCCAUGGUCAUUUGAAUGCGAGUUUGGAGUCCACCAG